Messenger RNA from Owenia fusiformis, 2668 nucleotides. NCBI's taxonomy places the organism in Eukaryota, Metazoa, Annelida, Polychaeta, Sabellida, Oweniidae. The record is from the annotation of a GenBank genome assembly.
AAUUAAAUGUAUUUUAUCACGCUUAUAAGGCACUACUUUGGAUUAGCUCUUGGAUGUAAUUACGAUGCACGAAAACAGUGUUUUCAAGCUGAUAUCUCAGAUAUUAAGUAAGAUAAGUGACCCUAUUGAGGAUAGUAUCUUUGUAGCAAUGUGACAAGUAAUCGCCAGAGUCUUUCGCCAACGGCUUCUUACAUACAUACUAUAAAAUCUAAAAGGCUGGAUCAGACUAUGAAUGUCUCAAAGGGAUUAUAUGUUACAUUAUAGUUGCCAUACACUAGGGUCUAGUCUGUGUAGUUUAUAAUAGAGCACCUAGGAGGAGAUCAGCCCUGUGUAUUGUAAGGAUUGCUGGGAAUAUUGGAUCAUCUCAGGCGCUAGGUCAUUAGGCAUAUCAACUGAUAUAGGUAUAUAGCAGAACUGAUAAGGAUCAAUUUUAUGGAAAGUGGAACCUUGCUUUUAAAGUUAUAGAGACAAACGGAGAUUAACCAACGAGGCACGGCUAGUUGCUACUGAUAAACCGCCCAAAGAUGCGCUUAAAGAUGAAGGAAACCACGAAGCAGCGGAAGAUAUCGUUGAGGACGCUUUUAGGCACGUCGAGAGUAUUUACGUCGGCGAAGGUGAACUAACGUGACGUUUUCAACCGACAGCAUGGACAUCUUGUCUGACAAUUCUGAAAGUCGAGAAUAUAUAUUGCACCAUAAAAUUCUCCAGUGACGAACCCAAAAACUGUAUAUCUUACAUCAGACUUGGAUUGAGAGAUAGAGAAAGAGAAGAUGGCAACGAACUAUUGGAAAACAAUGGAAUUAUUCCUAUUAAUAUUUUUGUGUCUGAACCAUUCCACUUUACAAUGUGGACCAGGGAGAGGGCCGGGUCGACCGAGAGGCUCUUAUAAAUUAAUUCCACUAGUCUUUAAACAACAUGUCCCCAAUGUGUCAGAAAACACCUUAGGGGCCAGUGGGUUGCCAGAAGGAAAAAUAUCCAGAAAUAGUCCCAAAUUUAAGGAUUUAAUAACGAACCAUAACACGGAUAUUAUAUUCAAAGACGAAGAAAAUACGGGAGCAGAUAAAAUGAUGUCUGAGAGAUGCAAGGACAAACUCGAUACUCUGGCCAUCUCCGUCAUGAACCAUUGGCCAGGUGUAAAGCUACGAGUCACAGAAGCGUGGGACGAGGACGGCGUUCAUGCCAAGGACUCGCUUCAUUAUGAGGGUAGAAGUGUAGACAUUACCACAAGUGAUAGAGAUAGGUCAAAAUAUGGAAUGCUGGCAAGACUAGCUGUUGAGGCUGGUUUCGACUGGGUAUACUAUCAAUCUAGAGGGCAUAUUCAUUGUUCAGUAAAAUCAGAUUCAUCAAUAGCGAUCAAAUCAGGUGGCUGUUUCCCUGGUACAAGCCUCCUUACAACAAAAGAUGGCAGCACAAAGACAAUGUCUGACCUUCGACCCGGGGACAAUGUUUUGACAGUGACCUCUAGUGGGGAGCUAGUAUAUUCCCCGGUUAUAUCCUUCCUCGAUAGGGACAAGUCCCAGCCAAAUUUGUAUUAUACUUUACAUACUGAAAGUGCCAAAUCUAUCACUUUAACACCAAGCCAUUUAAUAUAUGUCUCCCAGAACAAUAACACCAAGACAGUAAAUCCUAUAGAAGAUGGUGUUGCAAAAUUUGCCAUGGAUGUGCGAGAGGGUCAAUACAUUUAUAUCACAGACAAUGGUAAAUUAAAACUAGAGCGAGUCAUACAUAUGGAGCAGAGCUCCAGGAAAGGAGGCUAUGCCCCUAUUACUGCGCAUGGAACAAUAGUAGUUGACGGGGCGUUGGCGUCUUGCUACGCUGUUGUCAACAGUCACAAUGUGGCCCAUUAUGCUUUAACUCCACUGAGACUUUACCACUACAUCACAGAAUGGCUCCAUUGGAGUCACUCACACACAAGUACGUUAGAGACAGGGGUGCAUUGGUACGCUAAGUUGCUGUAUGACAUUUCACCAUGGGUGAUGAACAGUAAUAUGAUGUUUAACCCAUGAAAGCUCCAAAUGAUAACUGAAGAAUCACAAUGAACAUCACAGAGCUCACCAAUGUACUCGGUACAAAAGUGGAUUUCACUAUAAAGCGCCAGUAUAUCCUUGGGUCCAAGAGAGAAGAGAUCAGAGCUUGGCAUUAAAUGUGAACGUGGAUGAGUUCAGUAGGCCCAUUGCUGGCCACAUUAAUAUCAUUCUCGGUUGCCAAACACACCAAACACUUGACUUGCAUCAGCCAUUAAUUGGUUCUUGAUGCAACUGGGACCUAAAUGAACUUCAGGAUUAGGUCUCGAGUACUGUAGUUAGUCGUAUGCAUAAUGUGCACGUUUUGUUUGGACACAAGAAAAAUUGGAAAUAUGUAGGUAUCACAUUUUUUGUGACAUGCACGAGUAUUAAGUACAACUCUAUAAACAUUCCUUAACAUUCAUAGAAAACACGUAAUAUACACAAUUCAACGAAUAUGUUCAAGUAAAAUCAUAAACGUUCUCAAAUAUCUAUACAUAUGUUAACUGUUUUAAUACAUCUAGCAUACAUUACAUUCCGUGUUGUACAUUCUUUAAAUUUACAAAUCUUAUUGUGUGCUUUGCUUCUAACUUAUGUCGCUUUAUUGUAAUAAGUGUAAUUCAUGUACAGGGUGUCAAACAUAUUUCUAUCGAGUCUUGUACACG